AUGGAGUACGCAGCAUUGCGGCCGGUAGCGUCCAGCUCGGCGCGGCCGUCGUCGUCGCGCUCGCCCGAGUCGCACUACUGGCGCAAGUUCCGCGCCCCCGUCUUUGUCAAGGAGCUCGCGCCCAUCACGUCCAUCCACUUUGUCCCGCCCGUCUCGGUCUACUCUACCGCAUCCGAGGACGACGCCGCACCCACCUCGGUGGUGGGAUCGACGUCCACCCAACCCACCAGCGUCUCGGCACGCCAAAAGUUUGCGGUGACCACGGGCGCGCGCGUCCAGAUCUACUCGAUGCGCAACGCACGCGUCGCCAAGACCAUCUCGCGCUUCAAGGAUGUAGCGCGCUCAGCGAAUUUUCGCUCCGACGGUCGACUCAUGGUGGCGGGUGACGAUUCGGGCUUGAUCCAGGUGUUCGAUACGACGUCGCGCGCGAUUCUGCGUACGAUGCGCGGCCAUUCGAAUCCGGUGCAUGUGACCAGGUUCUCGCCCAACGGAACCGAAAUCAUGUCCGCCUCCGACGAUCGCACCGUCAGGCUGUGGGAUGUACCCGAGCAGAAGGCGGUGCACGUCUUCGAGGGGCAUGAGGACUAUGUUCGAUCCGCCGUGUUUUCGCCCGACAACCCGGCGCUCUUGCUGAGUGGAAGCUACGAUGCCACCGUCAAGCUGUGGGAUGCACGCAUGGGCGAACAGGGCGGAUGCGCCAUGACCAUGAACCACGGCGCGCCUGUCGAGGACGUAUUGGUGUAUCCGACCGGCGGAGGUGGUGUGGCGCUGUCGGCGGGUGGACCCGUGAUGAAGGUCUGGGACCUCAUGAUGGGCGGUCGAUGCAUGGCGAGCAUCUCGAACCACCAAAAGACCAUCACCUCGCUCGCGCUUUCGGUCCACUCGGGUGCAGACUUUUCCGUCGACAACACCGAGUCCCUCGGCGGCAUGCGUAUCCUCACCGGAGGUCUGGAUCAUCUCGUCAAAGUGUACGAUCCAGCGCACGAUUUCAAGGUGACGCAUACGAUGCGGUACCCUUCGCCGAUCUUGUCGAUGGCAGUGUCGCCGGACGAGUCGCAUAUUGCGGUGGGUAUGGCGGAUGGCACGCUGUGUGUGCGCAAGCGCGACAUCAAGGCGAGCGAGCUCGAGCGUCGAGAAGCCGAACGCGCGGCUAUGAACGCGGGCGCGUACGAGUUCUUCAUGCAGGGGAGGGUGGCGACCAACCAGCCGGGCAAGGUGAAUGCGCGUCGGGCGACGGACGAUAUCCGCGUAGACGCCGUGCGCAAACGCAAGCUCGCCGACUACGAUCGAUUGCUCAAAUCCUUCCGCUACUCGGAUGCGCUCGAUGCUGCGCUCCGCAAAGGCGUCGCUCCCAGCGUCACAUUCGGGUUGAUUUUGGAGCUGAUUCACCGUAGUCCGAGGGGUUCGGCGGAUGGGCUUAGACGCGCUAUUGCUGGUCGCGACGAUGUGACGCUCGAACCGGUACUCAGGUUCUUGCUGCGCCACGCUGCCAACCCGAGCUAUGUAGACUUGGUCUGCGACACGCUCAACGUCAUCGUCGACACGUAUGCGGGUGUGAUCGGUCAGAGUCCGCUGAUCGACGAUCUUUUCGGAAGGAUCUGGGCCAAAGUCGCCGACGAACUGCGGUUGCAGCGCGACCUUAUGCAGGUCAGGGGAAGUCUCGAGAUGAUUCUGUCGGCUACCGCGAUAGGUGCCGCUUCCGCUGCCGCCACUGCGUAG
Messenger RNA from Moesziomyces antarcticus, 1719 nucleotides. Its product is annotated as trp-Asp repeat-containing protein. The transcript has a single exon. The record is from RefSeq and is a predicted model, not a curated record. Gene Ontology annotation, cellular component: nucleolus. Gene Ontology annotation, biological process: rRNA processing; positive regulation of transcription by RNA polymerase I. Bases 1 to 1719 code for a protein of 572 amino acids. NCBI's taxonomy places the organism in Eukaryota, Fungi, Basidiomycota, Ustilaginomycetes, Ustilaginales, Ustilaginaceae. Gene Ontology annotation, molecular function: protein binding.